AUGAGGAACUUCCAGAACAACGUGAGGAACCCGAGUAUCGACUGGGUGCGCCUGGUCAUGUAUACAAUUAUCUUCUUCAUGAUCGGCACCAUGAAUAUUCGGACUAAUGACUCUUUCGCUCAGAGAGACCAAGUCCCGAUGCUCUCCUAUGUACGAGCCUUCCUGGUCUUCAUGGUGUUCGCUCGAGAGCGGGCGAAUCCCAACGUCAAUGUCGCAGUGUGCGCCCAGGCCAACUUUCUUGUGUGCCUGCCGGGAAUCGGUCUCACCGCAGUGGUCUCGUCUGGCAUGGCUAUUGGCCUGACUGGUCGCAACACGUUUGGUUGGUUCUGCCUCGACCUAUUUCUCUCGAUGGUUGUCUCAGAGUCUCUCAUGAUGCUGCUGGGCGCUGCCACCCUACACUACUUCAUUGGUAUUGCCGUGGCUGCUGGUAUCUAUGGUAUGUUCACGCCGACCGAAUACCUGGAGGUUGGAAAUGCGUUCACCACUCGGCGUUUCACACGUACAUGUUUGCUUGGUUUGACGAUGCUCCGCCGCUUGGAGAUCUUAUCUUGA
Molecule: messenger RNA, 552 nt
Organism: Perkinsus marinus ATCC 50983
Lineage: Eukaryota; Perkinsozoa; Perkinsida; Perkinsidae
Exons: 2
Coding region: 1-552 (183 amino acids)
Source: RefSeq, a predicted model, not a curated record